AUGUCUCAAUUGACGCUGUUUACAGAUAGCCGGUUCCCUUGUCCCCAGAGACUACAACUGGUGAUUCUCGAGUUGAGUCUCAAAAUCACCAACAUUCAUCAGUUGGACAUCAUCAAGCGUGAGCAGCAGAAGCCAGAAUUUCUUGAAAUCAAUCCUUUUGGAGCUGUUCCAUGUCUCCAGGACCACUCGCAUGAUCCAGUUCUUGUUCUGACUGAGUCACGGGCUAUUGCGCGAUAUCUCGCAGAUCGAUAUGGCGGACCGGGCAAUAAACUCAUCCCUGACGGUGGAGUUGCAAAGGCGAAGUUCGAAGAAGCUGCAUCCAUCGAAUUGACCUCUUUCGAUGCUGUUGCUAAUCCACUGGCCUUCGAAGCCUACUUUAAACCGCAAUUUAUGAACCAAGAGCCGAAGGAACAGGUCGUCAAGGAUCUCAAAGUGAAACUUGAACGAGUUCUCAGACUCCUUGACCAAAAGCUCAGCACACAGCCUUUCAUGGCUGGCGAGACUGUUACACUGGUUGACUUUUUUUAUGUCCCGUAUAUGCACUACCUGCAAGAUGGAGUUUGGCCUACCCUUCUAGCAGGUUACAAAAAUCUGCUUACUUGGUGGAACCAGAUGAAAGGUCGAGAGUCCUACCGACAGAUGUAUGCGGAUGGAAAUAAGGGGAUCUAUGAUGCCUAA
This is a messenger RNA of Fusarium odoratissimum NRRL 54006, 678 nucleotides long. RefSeq lists its product as uncharacterized. The record is from RefSeq and is a predicted model, not a curated record. Gene Ontology annotation, cellular component: cytoplasm. Bases 1 to 678 code for a protein of 225 amino acids. Gene Ontology annotation, molecular function: glutathione binding; glutathione transferase activity. The transcript has 4 exons. NCBI's taxonomy places the organism in Eukaryota, Fungi, Ascomycota, Sordariomycetes, Hypocreales, Nectriaceae.